AAUUAUUCGCAGUCCUGUAAUCGCUGUUUACAACCUGCAGCUCUACCUGUUCAACUGACGUGACGUUUGAGACGAAGCCACGUGCUCUUUCUGAAACUAAACAGAGGAUAAUAAGUUCACUAGCUACAGGGCUAGCUAGCUGUUUUAGCACGAUUUAUGUCCUCGCAGCUUUUAACAGAGGAGUAAAUAAAUCACACCAUGCUGCCUGACAAAGAUGGUCCAGGUGUUGGAGGCGGACAGAGCUCUCCUGAGGGGGAGGAUGUCUCUGUGAGUCUGUUCAGAGAGUACCUGCGUCUCAAAACUGUCCACCCAGACCCUGACUAUGAUGCUGCUCUUCGGUUCCUGGACAGAAUAGCGGAAGAACUUGAGCUACCCAUGAGAAAGAUUGAGGUUUGUCCAGGCAGAGUUGUGUCCAUCAUGACGUGGGAAGGAAUUAACCCGGCCUUGAAAUCCAUCUUACUCAAUUCCCACACAGAUGUUGUACCUGUUUUCCAGGAACAUUGGAAAUACGAUGCUUUCAGUGCUUUCAAAGAUGCAGAGGGCAACAUUUAUGCCCGGGGAUCACAGGACAUGAAAUGUGUAACUAUACAAUACAUCCAGGCGGUCAGAAGACUGAAGGCAGAAGGUCGGAAACUGAUGCGCACCGUGCACUUAAUGUUUGUUCCUGAUGAAGAAGUUGGAGGUCACAAAGGAAUGGAAUCAUUUGUGAAGCAUCCGGAUUUCCAAAAGUUAAACAUUGGCUUUGCGCUCGAUGAAGGUCUUGCCAACCCCAGCGAGGCCUUCACUGUGUUUUAUGGAGAGAGGAACCCCUGGUGGAUUACAGUCCACUGCCCGGGCAGCCCAGGCCAUGGCUCCAGGUUUGUGGAGAACACAGCGGCUGAGAAGCUGCGCCAAGUCAUUAACUCCUUCCUGGACUUCAGAGAGAAGGAGAAACACAGGCUUAAUACCAGUGAGUGUUUCACCCUGGGUGAUGUCACCACAGUGAAUAUGACCAUGGUCAAAGGAGGCGUGGCCUACAACGUCAUCCCACCUGAGAUGGAUGUCAGCUUUGACCUUAGAAUACCACCCACAGUCAAUCUACAGGAGUUUGAAAGACAGAUCAAAGAGUGGUGUAAAGAAGCCGGAGAAGACGUCACCUACGAGUUUGCUCAGAAACACAUGAACCAGAACUUGACUUCCACAGAGGAGAACGAUCCUUGGUGGAGCGCCUUCAGUGCAGCCUGCAAGGCAUUGAACGUUACUCUGGAAAAGGAGAUAUUUCCAGCCGCCACGGAUAGCCGUUUUAUCCGAGCAGUGGGCAUCCCUGCUAUUGGCUUCUCCCCAAUGAACCGGACGCCAAUCCUGCUGCACGAUCACAACGAGUAUCUGAAUGAGCAAGUCUUCCUGAAAGGCAUCAGCGUGUACGAGAGGCUCAUCCCGGCUCUCGCCAGUGUUCCUGCCUGUCCUGAUGAGGCUUAGACUGGUUCUUAACUUUAAUCCUCUCAAAAAAAAACCUAAAAUCUAAAAAAAAAUUUCACUGAUGAUCUGAAUAUUUAACUUGAAAAUUUUGCAGAGAUUACCAAAGAAUAACAUGUAUAUCAUUAAGCCAAACUGAGCACGUAGCUUUUGGUACUGUUUAUUUUUUUCUCAGGAUAUAGACACAGUAAGCUUUGCAUUACUCAGUUUUUUAACAACAUACUUACUGUAUCUCAACAUUGUUGAUUGAGUGUGCCUGUGUGUAUGCAGUCUUAAAGAUAUAUCACCUAUUGUGUAAACAAUGUUUUCCAUUAGUAUGGAAAAAUACACUUAAAUGUGAAGGACUUUGAUUAACUCUUCAAUCAAACAUCAUUUAAUAGCCACUUUUUAAAUUUAGCUUGAUUUUAAAAAUAUGAUUCCACAGAUAGAAUUUUAUUUAAUAAACUGGAAUUUAUUUGUUCAUUUGUA
Molecule: messenger RNA, 1923 nt
Organism: Centropristis striata (black sea bass)
Lineage: Eukaryota; Metazoa; Chordata; Actinopteri; Perciformes; Serranidae
Product: aminoacylase-1A-like
Exons: 15
Coding region: 199-1458 (419 amino acids)
Biological process (GO): amino acid metabolic process
Cellular component (GO): cytoplasm
Molecular function (GO): aminoacylase activity
Source: RefSeq, a predicted model, not a curated record